Molecule: messenger RNA, 4491 nt
Organism: Durio zibethinus
Lineage: Eukaryota; Viridiplantae; Streptophyta; Magnoliopsida; Malvales; Malvaceae
Source: RefSeq, a predicted model, not a curated record
UAUUAUACCCCUUUUUCUAAUUCCCCCAAUUAAAAAUUUGCCAAAAUCUGGUCUAGGAAUAAAACUACUAGUCUGGCCGUCUGUAUUGAAUGGACCUAACAAUUUCCAGUUUUCUACCGACUAACUAUUGCUUUUCUUUAACCAAGUAAGUAACUGUUGUUUUCUUUCCAUGCGGAAGAGCUGCUUGAGGGAAUGCUUCAGCCAGAAAUAGAAUCCAAACCUUGGAUUAGUAUGCUCAAUGACUGCACCAGACAUGGUAGGCAUUAUGAAGCCUUGUCCCUUUUCAUUCAGAAGGUACGGUGUUCAUCAAGUUUUGGACUUGAUCACCAAGUUCUUGCAGCCAUUCUCAAAUCCUGCGCUGCCCUUCGGACCACCGCUUUGGGAAGGGCUCUUCACAGUUGUGCAGUGAAACUGGGUCAUUUCUCUUGCCACUUCGUGUCUAAAGCACUGCUCAACAUGUAUUCUAAAUCUGGAGCUGUCGGUGAUUGUCAGAAACUAUUCGGACAAAUGAGCACUUCUGAUCCUGUUGUUUGGAACAUUGUCUUAUCUGGGUUGUCUGGUUAUGGGGACUAUAAUGAUCGAGUUCUUGGUUAUUUUAAUUCGAUGCGUGUUUCCAAUGAAGCAAAGCCUAAUUCUGUCACAGUUGCUAUUGCUCUUCCUGUGUAUGCUCGGUUAGGAGAUAUAGAUGGAGGGAAGAUUGUGCACUCCUACGUGAUUAAGUCUGGAUUGGAGGCACAUACUCUUGUUGGGAAUGCACUAAUAUCAAUGUAUGCAAAAUGUGGACUAGUAAAACAAGAUGCACAUGCUGCUUUUUGUAGCAUUGCUUACAAAGACGUUGUCUCGUGGAAUGCAAUCAUUGCUGGUUUUUCUGAGAAUAAUUUCAUGGAUGAUGCAUUUAGAUUGUUCAGGGAGAUGCUGAAAGGAUCAAUAGCACCAAAUGAUUCAACCAUUGUGAAUAUCUUGCCUGUUUGUGCUUCUUUCACUAAGAAUGCUGCCUGCUACUUGGGAAAGGAAAUUCAUUGUUUUCUGUUGAGAAGGACUGAGAUGGGAGCAGAUGUUUCUGUCUGCAAUGCCUUGGUGAGCUUCUAUUUGAGAGCUGGGCGUAUGGAUAAAGCUGAAUUAGUUUUCAAAAAGAUGGAAUCAAGAGAUUUGGUUUCCUGGAAUGCUAUUAUUGCCGGAUAUGUGGCAAAUGGUUAUUGGUUGAGAGCUUUGGAUUUGUUUCAAGAAUUGGUCUCUGCAAAAAUGUUUGGGCCAAAUUCUGUUACUAUUGUUAGCAUUCUUUCUGCUUGUGCACACUUAAAAGACUUCCAGGUUGGCAAAGCGAUCCAUGGGUAUAUUCUUCGGAAUUCUUGCUUAUAUGCAGAUACAUCGGUGGCAAAUGCCCUUGUUAGUUUCUAUGUAAAGUGCAAUGACCCCGCAGCUGCGUAUCAGACAUUUUUUAUGAUUCCUUGGAGAGACUUGGUAUCAUGGAAUUCAAUUCUUGAUGCCUUGGCAGAGUGUCAAUAUGAUGCUCAGUUUCAGGAACAUUUAAGCUGCAUGUUUGGGGAAGGAUUUAGGCCUGAUUUCAUCACUGUCUUAGCCAUAAUACGGUUUUGUGUCUGUUUUUCAAGUCUAGUAAAGGUUAAAGAAACUCAUAGCUAUUGCCUCAAGGCUGGUAUGUUACUAGAUGAUAGUGAACCUGCUGUUAUAAAUGCGAUAAUUGAUGCCUAUGCCAAAUGUGGUAAAAUGGAAUAUGCUACCAGGAUUUUUCAGAGUUUAUCAGUGAGGAAGAAUUUGGUUACUUUCAAUUCAAUGAUCUCAGGUUAUGUGAAUUCUGGAUCAUAUGAUGAAGCAUUUAUGAUAUUUAAUGGGAUGUCUGUGAGAGAUCUCACCUCUUGGAAUUUGAUGGUUCAAGCAUGUGCUGAAAAUGAUUGUCCUGGUCAGGCUUUCAACCUUUUCCAUGAAUUACAAGCUCAAGGGAUGAAGCCUGAUGCAGUAACUAUUAUGAGCAUCCUUCCAGUAUGUGCUCAAAUGGCCUCUGUUUACUUCUUGAAACAGUGCCAUGGUUAUGCGAUAAGAGCUUGUUUGCAAGAUGUUCGUUUGAAUGGAGCUCUUUUAGAUUUAUAUGCAAAAUGUGGCAGCAUAUGGAGUGCUCAUAAGCUUUUCCAGUUAACUCCUGUUAAGGAUCUGGUUAUGUUCACCUCAAUGAUAGGUGGGUAUGCCAUGCAUGGUAUGGGUGAGGAAGCACUCUGUCUUUUCUCUUAUAUGCUUGAGUUGGGGCUGAAGCCUGAUCAUGUUAUCAUUACUGCCAUUUUAUCUGCUUGCAGUCAUGCUGGCCUGGUAGAUGAAGGGUUGGAAAUAUUUUAUUCACUAGGGACCGCUCAUGGGAUGAUACCAACCAUUGAACAAUAUGCUUGCCUUGUGGAUCUCCUUGCUCGAGGAGGUCGAAUCAGUGAUGCAUAUUCUUUGGUUGCUGGUAUGUCUAUUGAAGCUAAUGCUAAUGUGUGGGGUACAUUGCUGGGUGCCUGUAGAACUCACCACGAGGUGGAAUUGGGUCGUGUUGUGGCAGACCACCUCUUUCAAGUUGAAGCUAAUAAUAUUGGGAACUAUGUGGUAAUGUCAAACCUAUAUGCGGCGGAUGCCAGAUGGGAUAGUGUUAUGGAGGUGAGAAAACUGAUGAAAGCAAGAGAUUUGAAAAAACCUGCGGGAUGCAGCUGGAUUGAGGUAGAGAAGAAAAAUAGCGUCUUCAUAGCUGGAGACUGUUUUCAUCCUAAGAGGAAAAUUAUUUAUAGCACAUUAAGUACCUUGGAUCAACAUAUCAAAGAGCCAUUUCUGUUUGAUAAGAUCAAUAUGGCCACUUACAGCAUUUAGUAGCUUUAUAAAAGAAGGAAAAUGCCACUAAAAUGCCAAUAACCUUUGUUUUGUUGAUCAUAAUCUUGACUGGCUGAAUUCUUUUCCUGUUUUUUGGCGGCAAGGCAUUCUACUUAAGUGGGAUCAAAUCCACUGGAACCUCAAGUGAAUCUAGGCUUUUUGAUUGGAGUUGAUGUUCCUCAACUUUAACAGAUAUACUGGAUAGAAGUAGACAAGAUUUCGGUUGAAUGCGAUUUUGUCAUCGGACAGUUUAAGCCAUUCCACCUAAUCUUGAAUGAUGAAGGUUCAUGGUAGUGUGGCUGCCAUUCCGGUGUGGCACCUAAUUUGAUGUUGUUAUAUCAUGGUACCCCUCAAUGACUUAAAACAACAAUAAUAGUGUUCUUGACACAGUGCAGUCGACCUGUGCUAGCUGGUUCAGAUGACGAAGUAUAAAGGACAAGAAUUGCUUUAAGUUCUCUGAGGAAAUAUUGGUAUUUCGUUUUUACAGAAUAGUCAACCAAUUUUUAAACAAUUUAUUGGAUUGGCUAUGACUAUGAGAUAGCUAGAUUGCCAUUCUCGAGAGUCUGGUCUUAGUUCUUUUCUAGUGGCUUCUCUAAUCGUCUGUCUUCAUAUUGUACUAAUUUCUGCUAAUCAAUAGAUGGACUUUCUGGUUUGAGUUAUUUCUAUAAUUUAUGGUGUGAUUUUACAGGAAUGCCUGUUAAUGAUGCAGAUCUUUCAUAUUUGAAAUUUGCUUGUCUGCAUAAUUAAAGCAUUUUAUUCAGUUUUGGACAUUUAUGGUGGUAUCUCUCUUCUUUUCUGAAGCUUCCAUUCCAUGUAUUCAUAAUAGAUACAAUUCUCUUUGCAUGUAUGAAAUUAAUUACUUAUGCGGCAUCAUUCUUUGCUUUGUUCAUUUCUGGAUUCCUACAAUAUCUAAGUAAGAUGGACAUCUUUUGGUGGCUCUUUAACAAUUCUAAGUUGAUAUUCUAUUCAAUCUUGUUGCAUAUUGUGGACUCUAAACGUGUCUUGCCAGUCUGAUGGGAUCAAAUAGUCCUUAUGACAUGGUAGCAGUUAUUUAUUCUAUGCAUGCGUGUUUGAUAGCAUCUAACAGUAUUUACGCAAUGGAAACCAUAUACUAUAUCCACAAUGAAGUUUCUAAUUUUUACAUCUUAAAUAUCCAUUUUAAUAACAUUCUUCAUAAUGUUUUUAAUAUUAAGUUUAAAAAUUCCUAAUCAUUUUUGAGUUGUUGCUAGAUCUCAGUGUUAGAUGCUGAAGAGAUGGCAGUUGCUUUGCUCUUUUUCAUCUUCUCACGAAUUGGUGACCUUGCGUUUAUGGGGAGUCCCCAUUAUAGUUAUGCCUUAACGUUCUUUAGAGAUUCUAGAAACACGAGACCACCUUAAAAUUCCUCUUGUCAUCGUUAUUCUCAUAUCAGCUUUGUAGCAUAAAUGAUACGCUCUUUUAACACUUCAACUCCUGCAUACUUGCAGCUGCCCUCCAUAUUGUGGCUUUUCUUUCCCACCUUGUUGAUUUACUAGUGCAUUUUGUGUAUCUUUUUGUGUUUUGUUGAUUAUGAAUGCUUGGUUGAUUGUUUAUUAUGGAUUUUAAGCUUGAGAAAUUUUGGUAGUUUGGGGAUAUUAUUUGAUUCUGCAUAUGGGUAAUGUUAGG